CCAGUUCAGACAAUUCGAAGAAAAAAGGAAACGUUACUGAUUGGGAAAUAACGCGUUACCCUGUUUCUGCAUACAGCUGGGCGAGCUAGUGCACUCCGCGGUGAUUGAGCGCUGCUACGCUCUGGUGAGUUCUGGCGAGUGGUGGAUUAUAGUUGGCGUAAGAAGCAGGAAAUAUUCGGGUGGGUGUGUUUUCUCUGUUGUGCCAAAUGGAGCUUGCUUCGGGGGUUUCACGAAUUCCAGAACUUGAGCUGUAACGGGCUGCACGUAGCCAUUAUGCACAGAGCAAGCAUCCUUGUAGCACUGUGCCACACGCAUUCAUUUUCUUGCCAUAAUUGAGUAAAAACUUAUUGUGUUAUAAAGAACAGGUGUUCAGAAAAGGUGAAAUUGUGUUUCUAAUUUAGCCACGGUGAUUAGUGUUGAUUAUCUGCUGCAAUUAACAGCUAAUGUUUCGCGGGUGUAAGGACACUUUUUCAUUGUACCCUAGUGCUCUGCUACCUGUCCAUAUGCCAGGACAGGAAUAGCAGGGGAUCUAGUAAUCGAUAUUGUGUACUUGCUUCAAGCACAUCACGGCCAAAAAAGGAAGGGCGUAUUAGGCGUUGCUAUGCUACAUUGACUGUCGAAUUUUAGUGAAAAAAAGAAGAAUACAUAUUCCAAAACCACACGCCACGUUGAAUUCGUCCGCAGAGGUGAAAGGGCAGCAAUGACGGUUCUGAUUAGGGAGUUUUUCCCUUUUUCGGCAUCAUGGCCAUAGUCAUUUACUGCGCACGACGAAACCGACGGCUACUGCUGUUGCUGCUUGUUCGAGUGUUUUGAAGCCGUUCGGAUUUGUAUGGCUUCGUAUUGGGUUACUGCGAGUUUUCAUCGCACGUAGAGCCUUGCGAAAGGUCGUGAAUCUUCCCGCGUUCUAGCCCCAGCGCACGGUGUGUGCAAUAGUGUGUGAUGUGUGAAUUGAGUGUCAUUGUUGGGAAAGAGUUUGUUUAAAGUAAAUGCUUUACUAAUUCUGCUACCGAUGCCCGGGUUUUAUAGUCAGUGGGCAUGAGCUCUCAGCAGGAUCGCAAAUGAAACCGUGUAACAUCUGUGCAAAAUAUACGUGAUGUUUGCAUUGUAAUUACGAAAUAAUAGUACUUCUGUUGUUGCAGUAGUGUGUUCUUAAAGAGGUGUAUUUCGUGCUUGUUGGCAAAUCAGUGUUAUUCUGUGAUGAAAGAAAUUUUGAGAUGACUUUUCAAAUAUCCUUCGUCAAGGUUUAAUGCACCUGUCAGCGUGUUGCGUACAUGUGAAAUGGGAAACCAAUGAAUGGAACUUAUUGCGCCUAAAAUGGUAAACGGGAGCUUCGAGACGUCACGUAAGGUCAAGUCGAGCAACCAGGGACAGCGGACAUGGUAGAGAACGCCAUGACACGGGACAGCGAAAUACCGGCAAUCUUCAACCCGAAACGCGUUCGCGCUCCCUCUGUCGUAGUGACAGGAGACUCCCCAAAUGGACCCUUUGGAGGUUUCACGAACAACGUGCCACAGAUUACACAUUCGGACUCGGUGACCUCGAGCCAGCACGAUGGCCAGGACAGUCUGAUCGGCAUCACGGUAACCGGUGGAAUGCAUGGCGGUUGUGAUACGCCAACAUCACAGCCACAUGCACUACUCGGUAGCGGCGGUGGCCUUGGCGUUGGCAGCGGCGGUGGCUCCGGCUCGGCUAACCCGGCAGUCUCCUCGAGUCUCCCCUCCACGUCGCGAGUAAAGGCAUGCCGAGCGUCAUGCUGCUCGGAGCUGGCGCAGAAGAUGUACUUCGGCGUGUGCGUAACCGUACUGGUAACGGCCUCGUGGGUUGGUGCAACGCACUGCAUCAAGUUCCUGUACCUGCGCCGAAAUACCUACGCUUCCACGCUACCUCCACAUCUGACCGCGUUCAUCACCGACGGAACGACCGAUGCGAUUCCGGGUGGUGCGGCACCGGACCAGAACUCCACCUCGGCCAUGAUAGUUCACGGCUUCGGACCCACGUCCUCGUUCUUGCCCUCGACAACCAAACCGAUCAUUACCUCCGAUCGUGUAGCGCCCCCGCUAACCACACACGUCUUUAACGCACCGUUCUUUGCCUCUUGGUUCUGUACCAACUUCGCGAUACUCUUCUUCCCGAUCUACAUCCUCGGGCGGGUCGCAAUCAAGAAGUGCGACGGAACGGGCGAAGUGCUGGGCGAAAUUUUGCGGGGCUUCCGGGACCGAGGCUUCACCAUCGGACGCUUCCUGAACCGCUGCCUCACGUUCUGCGUCCUGUGGCUGCUGACCACAUAUCUGUACGCGCUUUCGCUCAAGGACCUUCUGGCCACGGACGUUAUGGCUCUGUUCGCGACGAACGUAGCCUGCGUGUACCUAUUGGCGUGGGUAAUACUCCAGGAGCAGUUUGUUGGUGUGCGGAUCGUCGCUGUGAUACUGUGUGAUACGGGUAUUGCGCUGCUGGCCUACAUGGACGGAAUUACGGGUAGCCCUACGUUGGGCGGAGUGGUUCUAGCGGCCCUGGCUGCCGCUGGCUAUGCUGUCUUCAAAGUAAUGUUUCGUAAGGUGAUGGGCGAUCCGCCCGUCGGGCAGAUCGCAUUCACGUUCUCGAUCAUCGGCUUCCUGAAUGCGGCCAUCUUGUGGCCGGUCUGCAUAGCACUCUAUUUUACUGGUGCCGAAAUUAUGCCCUGGGAAACCCUUCCUUGGGUAGUGCUGCUGAUGGCCAGCGUUUUACUGCUAGUUUUCCACAUCCUUACGCAGUUCAGCAGUGCCGUUACGUACAACAUGUUUGUCACCCUGGGACUCAUAACGGCUGUACCCGUUUCAGCUGCACUCGACAUCGUGCUGUACGGGGCUCACUUUGCUGGUAUGAAGCUGGCCGGUAUCAUAUUGAUAGCAGUCGGUUUCUUUCUCGUAAUGUUUCCGGACAAUUGGCCCGAUUACAUCACCCGUUUGCUGCGAAAAACUGGUCGCGCAUUACUAAGAAACCAAUGUUGUUGUGAUACUGCUGAAAAUGAUUACGAAAAUUCGAAAUAUCAUCUUGUUGGGUCACAACGCGAGGGUAAUGCGCAAAUCCUCUACCAGAAUGUUUUGUUCCUUUUUAAACACUCUCCCAGUUUCCUCCUUCUCCUCUACACGAUUCUGUGUUGUUGGAAGCUUAACAGUAAUCACACUAUCCUCGAACGGAACUCUAACACCACCUUCCAAAUUCACACUCUUCACACACUUUUGUGCAUAUUGUGUUCACCUGGAUUGCAUUGGGGCGACAACAAUUAUAAGAUGGGGUCGUCAUCCUCGAAGCGGAACUCCAUCGCAGCAUCGCGACGUCAUCGACUAUCGGACGGGCUACAUUCGAUCGCAUCUUCGCUCUCCCUCUGGCCGGGUGAGAUGACCGAUCUGCAGCAGCAGCAGCAGCAACAUCAUUUGCAGCAUCAGCAGAGCCUGCAGCACUUUCAGCACAUCCUGCGCAAUGAUAGCAGUAGCGAUUUCGUUGGUCUAAACCCGCACGCGAAACUGCGCCACUAUUCGCUCACCGAAAUGACCACCAACUUCAUCCGUAAGCCGGGCUCGAUCCGGCUUAGCCCAGGGUUGGGUACCGGGAGUGGUCCUAACUCUCUGUCGGCCACAGCCGACGCUCAUCGCUAUCCAUCGAUGAACGGGCGUAGCAGCUCUUACGGUUCGCUGGAGUAACAAUGCUCCCUUUCCCCGUACGGAGCGCAACAGCUUAAGGACAAUCUUUCAAACAAGCUGCGAUACACAAUACUUAGAUGUUUCGUGCACAGGAACUGUGGCACGAUUACGCGAGACGCGAUAAAGUUAAAAGUAGAGCAGGUGGAUUUUGCUUUACAUUUAAUUUGUAGUUUCUGAUUUUUUUUCUGCUCGUGGACAAACAAACAAACAAACCACAUCGUACCAAAGAUCGAACCGAGUCACAAUUACUUUAGUACUGUAUUCACUCACAGCAAUGCUACUAAUAACGGCAGACAGUUAGGUGUAAAAUAUUUCGUUCGCCACAAGCAUCCAUAGCAAACAAGUUGGCAGUUUUCAACUGCCUGAUAACGAUUGUAUCUAGAAUGUAGUUUAGCAAUCACUACACUAAUUCCCCUUUGAUAACAUAACUAGAGUCGUUUUAUCAGUACCUAUCACACACAGCCAGAAUCUUAGUUAUGUUUUAAUUAGUGUACAGCGUUGAUUCCCAUUUUCAAAAGGAAAACUUUAAUGAACUAGUAAUAAUGAGAAUCAUAACAAUAGUGUAAGCAGCGCGUGGAUAAGCGUUACUAGUUUACUAACACUAACGACAGCACUUCUCUACGGUAAGCUACGGUUACUGGCCAUAGCAGACGACAACCUGAUGGCUAGAACCUGGUUUUACAACAUCUGUUUGUAGCUUAACGUUUCUAAAAUUACCGUUCGGAAUUGAUGUAUCCGGUGAUAGAGGCAAUUUGUUAAUAGUUUAACUAGUUGAAGUAAAAUACCGAUUUUUGUUUAUAAUAUUCGAGUCGAUUUUAUUCCACGAAUGGUUUAGAAUGAAUGUUAUCCAACGAAGCGUGUUGUGCUAGUUACAUAUUUCCGAUAGAACACGUUAAGAGCAAUGUUUGCACACUUUACACAACUCACAAAGAUGAACAAUGUGUGGCAAUCGAACAAUAGCUUAAGGUACACCAAAUUCCAUCAAACGGCAUCAUAUUUCAAUGAUAAUUCCAAAUACAUAUUUACACAUUCAAUCGAGCGUAAACAACGAAUCCAUUUCUGUACAAUGAUGUUUCAAAUCGGGUUGCACUCCUGCAAGGAUAGUGUUAGUUGGAAAAUUCUGAAACCCAAAUGAAAUAUCAGAAACAAUGAUUGCAAUUCUUCCACAAAAAAAAAGUUGUUUGGUUUAAUUUAUAUUUGUGUUAAUUUGUGUAAAAAUAAUACUAAAAAUAAGUACUUAA
Anopheles gambiae (African malaria mosquito) is the source of this 4921-nucleotide messenger RNA. Its product is annotated as solute carrier family 35 member F3. NCBI's taxonomy places the organism in Eukaryota, Metazoa, Arthropoda, Insecta, Diptera, Culicidae. The coding region runs from base 1377 to 3680 and encodes 767 amino acids. The record is from RefSeq and is a predicted model, not a curated record. The transcript has 10 exons.